AUGGCGGCCAUUGCUAGCAGCACGAGGGCGUCACUGCCGCCGCCCAGCCCCGCCACGCAACAACCGCCAUCCAUUGCACCUCACGCUUCGUUCGCGCGGCUGUUUCGCUCGAAAGGGUCUCAUGAGACGAGAUUAGGACCGUUGCCGCAUAGUACCGCUACACGAAGGUCCACCAUAGUACCUCCCGUCUCCGCGGUCGCAGAAUCAAGGAAUCCGGCACGAAGCUUCUCUUGUUCUCCCUCCACCUCUCCUCCCCAGAUCAAUGAUUCGCUACAUUCCGAUAAUGCCACAUCCCUGCUCGUUAUUCCCACCCUCGCUACAGUCACAACCUUGAGUGCUCUUAUCGCCCCGUCAGCCGUUGCUGCGGUUACCGGUGCUGACGUCAACUCGGUAGCAGAAGCAGCAGCAGCAGCAGGCGCCGCGGUUGGGACAGCUGGCGAUGGCGCAUUGGCGAGUUUGAGUCAGCUGUUCCUCCUUGGCGCGCUCUCAUUGGCCGACGAGCCCUCCAACGCGCUGUCGCUGCCCACGUGGAUCAUCCACGGUGGUGGCGAUGGCGCUGGUGUGGCAAUACAGCGCAGCGGAGAGCAGGAGGGCGUGGAGGGGGCUGAUUGCGCAACCAUCCCUGGUGGUGGCGAUGGCACUGGUGUGGCAGUACGGGGCAGCGGAGAGCCGGCGGGCAUGGAGGGGGCUCGCAUGGGCCAUGGUGCCGCUGCUCAUGGGGGCCAUGUGCGCGUGCACGUGGCACUUCUUUUACAAUUCUCCUCAGCUAGAGGUAAUCCAGGGCUACAGCUGGUUCCAUGUAGGGUUCUGUUUUGUGAUGCCGUGGAGGGGCCUCGCAUGGGCCAUGGUGCCUCUUCUUAUGGGGGCCAUGUGCGCAUGCUCGUGGUACUUCUUCUUUAA
Closterium sp. Naga37s-1 is the source of this 900-nucleotide messenger RNA. NCBI's taxonomy places the organism in Eukaryota, Viridiplantae, Streptophyta, Zygnematophyceae, Desmidiales, Closteriaceae. The record is from the annotation of a GenBank genome assembly.